AUGGCGGAGAAGCUCACCGGCGACCAGAUCUCCGAGUUCAAGGAGGCCUUCAGCUUAUUCGACAAGGAUGGAGAUGAUUACACUAGAUUGAAAUCUUUUGAUUUCGAUUUUGACAUUCUGUUCUUUUUCGUUCACGUUUCGGCAGGUUGCGUCACUACCAAAGAGAUCGGGACUGUGAUGCGUUCACUGGGUCAGAACCCUACGGAGGCAGAGUUACAGGAGAUGAUAAAUGAAGUCGAUGCAGAUGGCAGUGGGACAAUCGACUUUCCCGAGUUCCUCAAUCUGAUGGCUCGCAAGCUGAACGGCACCGACUCGGACGAGGAGUUGAAAGAAGCCUUUCGAGUUUUUGACAAGGAUCAGAACGGUUUCAUCUCCUCUGCCGAGCUUCGCAUUGUCAUGAGUAAUCUGGGCGAGAAGUUGACGGAUGAUGAAAUCGAUGACAUGAUCCGCGAAGCUGAUGUAGACGGCGAUGGCCAGAUCAACUACGACGAGUUUGUCAAGGUUAUGAUGACAAAGUGAGCUUUGAAGGAACAA
This is a messenger RNA of Zingiber officinale, 534 nucleotides long. RefSeq names its product calmodulin-like. Gene Ontology annotation, molecular function: calcium ion binding; enzyme regulator activity. Bases 1 to 519 code for a protein of 172 amino acids. The transcript has 2 exons. Lineage: Eukaryota; Viridiplantae; Streptophyta; Magnoliopsida; Zingiberales; Zingiberaceae. The record is from RefSeq and is a predicted model, not a curated record.